AUGUUCACAGCCUACAAGCAACUAUGGGUCACGCUUUGGGAAGAACCCCAUAUUAUUUUGAUCCGUCAGAAAAUCGAUACACACAUCUGGCAGUCAUCAACCUCGAAUGUUGCAGCUUCAGAAGCUGAAGCCAAAGAUUUCACUUCUGAUCUAAUGCACUUGGCCCUUGCUAAUGCUGGCCACAAAGAUUCAGAUUCUCCAACUAUCAAUGAAGAUCCUGUCCCCACUCCAUCCGCCCACCUACUUGUCAGCCUGCCACUAGUAGCUGUUACUUCCCUGACCCUCAAUUGGACCACAGCAGUCCAAUUGUCCUAA
This is a messenger RNA of Suillus paluster, 315 nucleotides long. RefSeq lists its product as uncharacterized. The coding region runs from base 1 to 315 and encodes 104 amino acids. The transcript has a single exon. The record is from RefSeq and is a predicted model, not a curated record. Lineage: Eukaryota; Fungi; Basidiomycota; Agaricomycetes; Boletales; Suillaceae.